Triticum turgidum subsp. durum (durum wheat) is the source of this 1155-nucleotide messenger RNA. The record is from the annotation of a GenBank genome assembly. Lineage: Eukaryota; Viridiplantae; Streptophyta; Magnoliopsida; Poales; Poaceae.
AUGCACGCUCUGCCUCUACUCCUACUAAAUUUGGUUCAUCUGUUUUUGCGCAUCUCAGCUCGUGAAUUCCUCUUGCCGGGCUCCUCUCUCUCCAUAGAGGAUAGCUCCCAUAUGCUCCGUUCACCAGAUGGCACUUUCACCUGUGGCUUCAAAAACAUUUCCCGAAAUGCCUCCGUCUUCUCUAUUUGGUUCUCCAAUACAGUUGACAAGACUGUCGUCUGGAGCGCAAAUCAUCUCCAUCCUGUGUACUCCUGGGGAUCCCGAGUCAUGCUAUAUGCGGAUGGCGGAAUGGUUCUAGAGGAUUACAAUGGACAGUCCGUGUGGGAAAACAGUGUCAACUCUUCAUCAACAGCUGUAAAAGCUCAGUUAUUGGACACCGGGAACCUCAUCGUGAAGGGCCAAGGUGAUAUUAUUCUAUGGCAAAGCUUUCAUUCACCUACUGAUACAUUGCUGCCCUAUCAGAACAUUACCAGUGCUACCAAGUUGGUAUCUACUAGUAGGUUACUUAUUCCUGGGCGCUACAGCUUUCAUUUUGAUGAUCAACAUCUACUCACAUUGUUUGAUGAUGAGAAGGAUAUCUCUUUUAUCUACUGGCCAAAUCCUAAUAGUGACAUAUGGACAAAGCAAAGAAACUCGUUUAAUACCACCACAAUUGGGGUUCUUGAUAGUUGGGGGUAUUUCCUUGGAAGUGACAAUUUAAAUUUUAAGGCUAGUGAUUGGGGCAUUAGGAUUAUGAGGAGGCUAACCUUGGAUUAUGAUGGCAACCUUAGAUUAUAUAGUCUAAAUAAGACAGAUGGAACAUGGUUGGUCACAUGGAUGGCACUUCCUCAGACCUGCUCUAUACGUAGUCUAUGUGGUACGAAUGGAAUAUGUGUGUAUACACCUAGGCCUUCUUGUGCAUGUGCCCCUGGACAUGAGAUCAUCGACCCAAAUGAUAGGAGCCAAGGUUGCAGGCCGAAAUUCAAUACUAGUUGUGAUGGGCAGGAGAUGUUUGUGAAGCUACCAAACACUGACUUCCGAGGUAAUGAGCAAAGUAAGAAUACCUCAGUUUCAUUUCAUACUUGCAAGAAGAUAUGCUUGAACGACUGCAAUUGCAAAGGUUUUUUAUACUGGCAAGCAAGUGGAGGUUGCUAUCCAAUCCCUUUUGGGUGGUGA